Messenger RNA from Centruroides sculpturatus (bark scorpion), 2013 nucleotides. RefSeq names its product cilia- and flagella-associated protein 45-like. The record is from RefSeq and is a predicted model, not a curated record. The transcript is spliced from 11 exons. Lineage: Eukaryota; Metazoa; Arthropoda; Arachnida; Scorpiones; Buthidae. The coding region runs from base 119 to 1594 and encodes 491 amino acids.
CGAAUUAAAUUUGGUUAAUAAUGCCGCUAGGGGAAGUUCUGUUUUUGUUAUUUACGCGUUACCAUAGCAACAUUUGAAAAUUUGAAUUUGAAAUAGAUUUUUUCAUCAAAAUCGGAAAAUGAGCUGCUUAAAAAGACAUUCUCCUCAGAGGUUUAAAGGAACUCACUGUGAUGUCAUUAAUUUGUUCGAAAAUGGAGUUUUUAGGAAAUUAAUUAUUCCUCGACCUGAACCAACUAUUAAAACUACUAUACUGACUGCUAGUGAAUUAAAAAACAUACAGCAAAAUGCUUUUUAUAUAUCUCCAGAGCUGAGAAAAAUCAAAGAAGAUGAAAGGAAAAAAUUCAGAGAUGCAUUAGAGAAAGCUGUAGAAAAUCGCAAGUGUUGUAUGAAAUAUUAUGAUGACAUAAGAGAAAAGAACCAUAACUCAAAUGACACAGAAGAAGCUAAAAAUUUAUCAGAUGUUCUGAAUAAAAGAGCCGAAAAAACAAAAAUUGAAGGUGAAGAGGAAGUAAAACAUCUAAAUCAGUUGAUUCGAAAUGUGAAAUGUCAAGCAAUUCGAGACAAACAAGUAUAUGAAAAAGCACAAAUAGAAAGAGAGAUAAAGAAUGUAAACCAAUCUUUAGAUGAAAUGAUGGAAAGAGAAAGAACACUAGCUAUUCAAAAACAAGAAGAAAAAGAUAGAAAGAAUAAGGAAGAGAGUCAAAGAUAUGGAAAUCUACUUAGAAAACAAAUAUAUGAUAAUUUGGAACAGAUAGAAUUAGAUAAAGACCAGAAAUAUUUAGAACAAAAAGAGUUAAGACAUCUUGUUAAAAAAAUGCAAUUAGAAGACUUAAAAGCAUUUCAAAGUCGAAAGAAAGAUCAGAAAGAAUUAAUGGCAGACAUUUUGAUGCAAUUAGAGGAUCUGCUGGCUCGCAGAAAAUGGGAAAAUGAAAGAAAACUGACUGAAGAAUUAAGAUACUUGGCAUUUAUGAAUGAAAAAGCUGAACGUGAGGAAGCAGAAGAACGGAGACUAAGAGAAGAAAAGAGACAGAGAGAGAGAGAAAUUGAUGAGCUUCGGAAGAAACAAGAACAGGUGGUAGACAUUUUAGCAGAAGAGGAUGAACGAAAAGCACGAAGAGCGCAGGAGGAACUGGAAAGAAAAUGGAGAAAAAGAGAACUGGAGGAUGCGAAAAAAUUAACACAGGGUAAGAUAGAAUUACGCAAAGCACUGGACAACCAAAUAGAUACGAAAAUGUCCCUUUUGGCAUCUGAAAAACAGAAAGACAAAGAAGAAUUUCAUCAUGUUUUAUAUAAUCUGGUGUCUGCACUCGAAAACGAACGAAAAGAAGAAUUAAGUAGAAAGAAAGAAGCCAUAAAAUAUGGAUCGGAUCUUUUGGCUCAAAUAAGAGAUAAUGAGAAACGUUAUGCUGCUAUCAGGAGAACCAUAUUACGCGAGGGGAAACAAAUGUAUGAAGACGAACAGAGAAGGAAAAAGAACGUGGAGCAUAUAAAAGCCGAGAAGUUUAAAGAAUUACAAAAAUAUGCGAUCAGACCUCAUUACCUAGCACAUAUUGAGCGAAGUAUUAAUCCACCCUCCUUACUUAAGAGGAACUAAAGACUGGAAUAAAGUAUAUCUAUAUUUAUUAUUUAUCUGAAUGCAAAAUAUAAAUUACCAAAUCAAUAAAUUAUUUUAAAAAUAAUGAAAAAUCAAAUUUAUAAAAUGAAUAAAAUUUACAAAAAUAACUGUAUUUAGAGCAGAACAUAUUAAACAUUUUUACUUGAUGCUUCACAAUGUAGACUGUUGUGUAUUUUCUCUGUGUUAAAUAUAACAGAUCGAUUAAUCAGAUACGAAACAUUUAAGCUUCAAAACACAAGAGACAGAGACUGUCCAAUCAUAGAUGUGGACUUCUAACUAUUGACAAAUGAAAUCAGACUUUAGUUUAUUCCAAAUUGUCCAGACAUUUUACGCUUUACAAUUUUGGUUAUCCUGCUUUUUGUUGUUUUCAAUUCCAAAACUUAUCACACACACACAAA